This is a messenger RNA of Danio aesculapii, 1871 nucleotides long. It is a transcript of the gene pla1a, whose product is annotated as phospholipase A1 member A. Bases 441 to 1829 code for a protein of 462 amino acids. Gene Ontology annotation, molecular function: lipase activity; carboxylic ester hydrolase activity. The record is from RefSeq and is a predicted model, not a curated record. Gene Ontology annotation, biological process: lipid metabolic process. The transcript has 11 exons. Lineage: Eukaryota; Metazoa; Chordata; Actinopteri; Cypriniformes; Danionidae.
GACGCUGUGCUAUAAGUGGCCAAAGUCCAGCCUCUGGACAAACAAUUAAACAUUUCAUCUGUGAGGUCAUAGGCUCGCAAACAGCUGCAGACCAAUGGACAAAUCGUUUCUUCUUCAUUGUAGUCAAAGCUUAGCUCCACUGGCUACAUAAGCCAUGACAGAUUGGAUGACGCUGGAAAUUAUUUUCCCCACGUCUCCACAUGCUGACAUGGUUAAUAAAAGCACACCAGGAAUGGACGGAAAGGCCCUUCAUCUUGCUUAAUCGGAUAUUGUUGCAUUUUUCUCAUAACCAGGCAUUGUGUAACAGAUUUUGGUGGCUAAUAAGUGGAUUCCAGGCUUCUUAGGGUAACUAGUUGAAGAACAGGAGCAAAAUAUUUGGUAAGAAUGAUUUUGCACCCGAACAAGAAACAUCAGAUUUUACACUGUUGAUCAAGAAAACCAUGGCUUGGAAAUGGAUCAAGGCAAUUGUUUAUUUGUCGGUGUGUGUCACUUCAGCUGUGGGUGAUGAUGAGGAAGCGUCUCCAAGCAAGUGUGCUGACUUCAACAACACCACCUGGCUGGAAUACAGACAGGCCACCAAGCUUCAGGUCCAGUACCUUCUGUUGACCCGAAAGAAUGCCAACUGUGCCAGUCUGUUCACACAAGACUGCCUUAACCACACCCAGAAACACACGGCUUACUUCAACUCGUCACUGCCCACCAAAGUCAUUGUUCAUGGAUACAGGGCUCUGGGCAGUAAACCGUCCUGGGUGAGUGGUUUAGCUCAGGCUCUGCUGAGAGAAGAGGAUGUGAAUGUUCUGGUGGUGGACUGGGUCUAUGGGGCCUCCUUUGCUUAUAACCUGGUAGUGGAGAACUACAAGGAAGUGGCAGUUCAGAUAUCGGUGCUUAUUAAUCAGCUUACGAAAUAUGGAAGCACGCUGGAAUCUUUUCAUUUUAUUGGUGUGAGUCUUGGAGCACACGUGUCUGGAUUCGUGGGGACCUUAUUUCAUGGCAAGCUGGGUCGAAUCACAGGUUUGGAUCCAGCAGGCCCAAUGUUUAAGAGUGCUGAUCCGUUUGACCGUUUGGAUUCAUCUGAUGCCUUGUUUGUUGAGGCCAUUCACACUGAUUCUGACUAUUUUGGUAUAUCCAUUCCUGUUGGGCAUGUGGACUUCUUCUUAAAUGGAGGAAUGGAUCAAGCUGGAUGUGCUCGCUCAAGGUUUGCUUCAAUUUUCAUCUACUUUCCAGUGUAUGGGUAUGUCAUUUGUGACCACAUGAGGGCUCUGCACGUCUACAUGAGUGCCCUGAACGGCUCCUGUCCGCUCAUUGGUUUUCCCUGCUCCGGUUAUGAGGAGUUUCUGGCAGGAAAAUGCAUCACCUGUGACGACGCCUUCAAUGGCACGUGCCCACAGAUAGGCUUGUUAAAGAACAGUGGGAUAACAGCGACUCCCCUGCCAAAUCAAGAGAAGGUUUAUCUGCUGACCACUGCUUCAGGUCCAUACUGUGCACAUCACAUCCUUGUUGAGUUGAACGUUUCCCGUUUAGACAAGACUGCGGAGGUUCAGCUCAUUCUGAAAUCCAUUGGACAUCCUGAGACGGAGCUCAAACUGAAACUAUAUACAGACGAUACAAGGUAUAAAACGGUGGCUGCACACCCUGAGCAGCUGUGUAAAAUUGACUCAAUGCAGCUGAUAAACACUGGAGGUCGAUUCUACAGACAAGGAGACAUAAAUUUUGAGUAUAUUUGCAUCUCUGAAAUCCCUCAAACCAGAGGGAUGGAUCCGUUAUGUGUGAAGAACAUUCAUAUUGGACGUGGAGUACCGUGGUCACAUGACUUUGUACAGGUGUGCUAAAUUAAAAAAACAACAACACAAAAUCUGCUUAGAAGAGCUUCU